AACUCCCCUCCAACCUGAAGAGGACAAGCCACUCUUUUCUGGUCGAGAACCAUGGCCUCAGACUUGGAGGAGCUGAUCCUCAUCCCAGCCGCUUCACAAUCAGUAAUUGGAGCUGAUAUUUCUGCAUGGAUUAAAAACAGGAGCAUACUGUUAAUUACAAACUACAAAUCUACAUUUAAAAUAAGUACAGAGCAUCAGUUUUGUAGGAGAUCCAUUAAAUACCAGAAGCAUUUAGGUGUGAUUUUAGACCAUGUAAUGUUGUACUCAUGUCUGUGACGUCAUGAGCUCUCGCUGGGAUUCACUAAACACAAUGUAAUGACUGGCUCAGUCUGUUAAAAAAAACGUUUUUUAUUUUCGUUUUUUAUAAUGUCUUAAAGUUGAUCUAUUUACUAUAAAGCUUUUAAUACAGUUCUUUUAUUUUUAAAAUGUGUUUUUUGAAAAGCCAAGUCGUCAACAACGACACACCCCUACAGAUGUCGCUCUCUGAUUGGCUGACACUGCGCCUACCCCCGGUCUGCUUCUCAGUGUUUUCAUUGCGAGUCCGCUCCGGUCGAGCUUUUCACUUGUGCGAGACUUUGCGAUUUGGAAGUUUUCCAGUGCUGCCAGCUGUGAUCUUCACCUGUUCUUUACUACACCCACCUUAAAUCAUCUACACUACUGUUACAUCUCAAUCAGAAAACAACACACUGACUAGAUAAACAUAUUCAGACACACAAGACAUUUAUUUUCCAAGCUACACAUAAUAUUCACUAACACACACACUUUCACACACACAUUCACUCACAUACUAUCUUCCCACAAACACUGUUUAAUUAAUUUGGAACAUAUUUAAAUACAUUUCACAGUUUGUAUUUUCUCUGUUGCUUUGGUCUAGAUCACCUGUUUUUCCUCCCCCAGUUUUCUUCUGUUCUCAUUGUCUUAACAGGAUGCCACGCAAGGGACGACGCUCCGAGGCCGCCAAGAAGAGAUGGAGGACCCUGGACCUGGAGGACCUGCAGGGCAGCCAGCCGGACGUCGCCAAGCCCAGGACAUCCCCACCCACCGCGCAGGCUUGGACCCCCACCCAGUCUCCGGAGAAGAAGGUGGAGGGAACUCCGACUGAGAGGACCAGGCCAGCCCGUCGCCAGCCCAGGAGAGCCGCCCCCACGUUGGAGGUUGACGCCCCCGCCGAGUCCUCUCCCGUGCCUCUCGAGGACCAUGUCAGGGAUGACAGCUGCCAGGCUUCUUCGUUGGAACCCUGCGCCAGCGGUCCGCCUGUCCAGACUGUGAGGGCCACACAUUGCCAGGCUGACUACAGAUACGGUACAUUUUCCCGUAAUCACCAGUGCACCUGUAUGGCUCUGACAUUUUUAGCGUACCACAGUGAAGGGUUGCAGUGUGACACAGUCUUACUUGACAGAGUACUUGAGCAAGGAGAUGCACUUUAUGUUGGCAUUAAACAGCAGCUCAUGUUGGACGGUAGAUUUGUUGAUAAUCACUUGACAGUUGAAGAGAUGCCCCAACAAGUACUGACAGACGGGAACAUCUACACUGUACACACAACAGGUGUAAGAGUUGGUCAUGUUUUGUGUCAGAAUGAUAGCCCUCAAAGAUCACGGCGAAUGGGAUUGCCUCUUGCUUCACAACUAGAGUGUCUGUCUGAAAAUGUCACCCAUGCUUUUCUUUUGGUGAAUCCAGAGUGCAUUGCAGUUUUCCGGGACAGAGACGGUAGGUUUGGAGUUUUUGAUUCUCACUCCAGAAACUCAGCAGGUCUGCCCUAUCCUAACGGAACUGCAGUAGUCAUGACUUUUAGCAACCUAACGCUCAUGGUUGAACAUCUGUACAAACUCUUUGAGAACCGUGGCCCCUGUGCCACGUAUGAGUUUGUAGCUGUAUCGUUUGUCAGCGACGACAUUGGUGAUGCCCCUCCUCCGGCCUUGAGCAAUCUGAAUAUUUCACCUGGAUCCACACAAGCAAGCCCAGGUGUUGAGAAACCAGAAAGCACUUCUGAUGAAGAGGAAAUGCCAGCUUGGCUUGCUGAAGUUGGAAAGAAGUCCGAUGUCAACCAACAGGACGAGAUGAAAAAGAUCAUGCAGGCCUUUUCAAAACAGUUAGUGCUCAAGAGUCAGUAGCCUGUACAUGUAGUCUACCCCUUAAAAAGUCAUCACGCAGUGUCAUUUUUAUCCAAACUGAUGAAGACUGUGUGAAAAUGAGCCUUCCCAUGAGCAAACUGAUGAACAUGGCCCCAGAUGAAGAGAAUGUUUGGAUGACAAGAUUGCCUGAAAAAUAUCUCGUUUGGAAUGCGUAGCGGAGCGACCCUCAAUCGAUGAAAAUGAAGAACAAGACCCUGUCCCAGAAUACCAAGUUGAUGUCAACAGUGGAGCCAUGCCAGCAAUCGAAAUACCCAAAUUGAGCCCUGAUUUUAUUAGACAAAUAGUAGUUUAAAUGAGACUCAAGCGUCUCAAAAUCCAGACCCGUUCUUUUAUUUUUUGACUGGAGGGGCGGGCUGUGGCAAGUCUCAUGUUAUCAAAUGUGUUUACCAGGAAGCAACCAAGCUCUUGCGCCAGAUUUCAUGAUAUUGGUGACAUGUCUCAGCCCACGGUACUCCUCACAGCUUUUACUGGAACUGCAGCUUACAACAUCUCAGGCAAGACUACAUUCAGUUUUGAAGCUACCCAAAAGCUUAAAGCCACCAUACAAAGGACUUGGAAAUACACUGGAUGAAGUGAGAGCCGUUCUUUCCAAUGUAGAAAUCUUAAUCAGCAAUCAAGGAGUUGUUUGGAUCAAAGGAUUUACUCAACUCAUCUCGGAUCCAACAACGGAAAGGCAGACUCUCAUUGACCACAUUUACAUAUCUCAGCCAGAAUAUUGCCUUGAGAGGAGGGCUGGGAAACAAAUUACACUAGGACAAUAGUCCUGUCAUUUUUAAUGGUACUCCAUCUUAGGUAAAAACACCAAAGUGAGAACAAAUAAUCAGAAUCAAAUGUCCUCAAUGAUUCGCUUGGAUACUGGAAAUCCAGUUGAUGUAUUUAACAGGUAAUAAGAAUAACGGUGUCGGCUGACGGCCUGUACAGGUCCAGUAACGGCUGUGAAGCUUAUUACUCUUGAAUACAGCUACUUCAGACGACCACUGAACUAAUUUGGAGACCAGUGCAUUUUUGAAACAUUUUAUUUAACUCCCCUAGAGAACCUGCUAGAGCUCUCUAGUAUUCUUUUUAUUUUCCUUUUUUGGUUUUCUUUCUGAUCAUGAGCCAAUACUCCAGUCUGAUGGAGCAGUUUUUUCCACACUAUGGACAUUCUCCACUCCGCUCUGUUUGCUUGGCCAUUAUGUUAAUUUGCUUUGAGUGGAAAUAACCGUUUUUUGCCCAGUUUUAGUAAGUUUUUGCAGGCUUGAGAGCAUGCAACGCACAGUAUGACUCAUGAGGGUUCCAAGAAGAGAUGGAGGAGGCUGGACCUGGUCGAUUUGCAGAGCGGCCCAUCAUACGUCACCAAGCGCAGGACACCCCAACCCACCUGGCAGCCUUGAUCUUCCAAGCAGUCUACAGAGAACAAGAUAUGGCUUUCAUUUUGCUUUUCAUUAACUGAGUUUAGGAUAAGUUAUUUUCUGUGCUUUUCUCAUUGAAGUAAUUUGUCUCUUUAUGUCAAGGUUUCUGGACUCCGUGCUCCAUGACCAGCUGGAGCGUCAACGAGGCGGGAGCAAACAUCAAGCAUUUGCGGCACACAGUCUGCAACCUCUGGACUUAUGUGGCUAUUUUGAACUUUCCUCCACUUCUCACCAUGAAGGCUCUGAUGUGAAGCAGCAGAUCACAUCCCAACAGGAAACUAAAGUGUCUCAAGUCAAAGAGCUUCA
Molecule: messenger RNA, 3829 nt
Organism: Girardinichthys multiradiatus
Lineage: Eukaryota; Metazoa; Chordata; Actinopteri; Cyprinodontiformes; Goodeidae
Exons: 8
Coding region: 927-2111 (394 amino acids)
Source: RefSeq, a predicted model, not a curated record